AUAACGAUUGUUUCCCGGCUGCAAAUACGCUCGCUCCAUACAUAAGUCGUGCGUGCGGUCAGGGGCUGUGUGCCGCUGCUUUCCAGCGCUCGCGCACGAAACCAGGUCUGCGGAACCAGCGCUGUCACCCAACACAGCUCUGGAAUAUUGUAAUUCGGGUGCUUCAGUGCUUCACAAUUUGGAAACUGUUCUCGGACGCCCAGAGAGAGAGAGAACAGUCCCAGACUCCUCUUGCCUCUGCAUGGAACAAGCCCCUUUGCUGCAGACAUACGGGGCGGGGGAACUCGAACACGUCUGGAGUGACGAGCAACCAUGUUCCACCUGAUCAAGAAGGACAAAGAGAAGGACCGGGACAAGGAGAAGGAGAAGGAGAAAGAGAAGGAUGGAGGGCGGAAGAAGGAGAAGAAGGAGAAGAAGGAGCGGAUGUCGGCGGCGGAGCUCCUGAGCCUGGAGGAGAUGAGCCUGCGGAGGGGCUUCUUCAACCUCAACCGCAGCUCCAAGCGGGAGUCGCGGGAUUCGCGGGAGCCGCGGGGCCGGCUGCAGAUCUCCAACCCCAUCCCCAUCAAGGUGGCCAGCAGCUCCGACCUCACGCUCGGCGACAUCGAGCCGGACGCCGACGACGACGCCGGCGACCGCGGGAGCGCCCCGCCGGACGCCGGGGGGCCGAGCGAGUCCGGCUCCGCCCACGACCCGAGAGGGGAGGGGGGCGAGGGGGCGCCCGACGGGCGGCGGGGGGCGUCCCGGCAGGACCGGGGGGGCAGGCCGGCCAAGCCGCCCUCCCUCGCCCGGAGGAGCAAGGGGGAGAGUCCCACGGAGGGCUCCGCUCCCUCGGGGCAGAAUUCGGCGGUCCCCUCUCUCCAGCUGGAGGGGAAGGGGUUCGACCGGCAGCGGAAGGCCCGGGCGGGCCGGGUCCCGGAGGUGGUGGACAAGACCUUCCCGGCCGACCUGCGCUUGCCGGCCCUGGUCGCCGCGGCGAUGCCGGAGCCGCGCGACCUGGAGCUGCAGCGGCGCAACACGGGCGACUUCGGCUUCUCGCUGCGCCGCACCACCAUGCUGGACCGCGCCGCCGACGGCGCCCCCUACAGGCGGGCGGUGCACUUCGCCGAGCCCGGCGCCGGCACCAAGGACCUGGCGCUGGGCCUGGUGCCGGGCGACCGGCUGGUGGAGAUCAACGGGCAGAACGUGGAGAGCAGGACGCGGGACGAGAUCGUGGAGAUGAUCCGGCGCUCCGGCGACGCCGUGCGGCUGAAGGUGCAGCCCAUCCUGGAGCUGAGCGAGCUCAGCCGCUGCUGGCUGCGGGCCUGCGAGGGGCAGCGCCGCGAGGCCUACGACGUGAAGACGGAGGAGCAGAUCGCCGCGGAGCAGGCCUGGUAUGGCUCUGAAAAAGUGUGGCUGGUCCACAAGGACGGCUUCUCCUUGGCAACGCUAGUGAAGACGGAUGAGGGGGAGCUGCCGGAGGGCAAGGUGAAGAUCAAACUGGAACACGACGGCAAAGUGCUGGAAGUGGACGAGGAUGAUGUGGAAAAGGCGAACCCCCCGUCCUAUGACCGCGUGGAGGACCUGGCGUCGCUGCUCUACCUGAACGAGUCCAGCGUGAUGCACUCCCUGAGGCAGCGCUACGGGGGCAACCUCAUCCACACCCACGCCGGGCCCAACAUGGUGGUCAUCAACCCCCUCAGCACGCCCUCCAUGUACUCCGAAAAGGUCAUGCACAUGUUCAAGGGCUGCCGGCGGGAGGACGUGGCGCCGCACAUCUACGCCGUGGCGCAGGCGGCGUACCGCAGCCUUCUCACCACGCGCCAGGACCAGUCCGUCGUGCUGCUGGGCCGCAGCGGCAGCGGCAAGACCACCAACGCCCAGCACCUGGUCCAGUACCUGGUGUCCAUCGCCGGGACCACCGGGAAGAUCUUCUCAGCAGAGAAAUGGCAGGCGGUCUACACCAUCCUGGAGGCCUUCGGAAACAGUGCCACGCCCAUCAAUGCCAAUGCCAGCCGCUACUCUCAGAUCGUCUCUCUGGACUUCGACCAGGCUGGCCAGGUGGCAUCUGCUUCCAUACAGACCCUGCUCUUAGAGAAGCUGAGGGUGACCAAGCGCCCGGAGGAUGAGUCCACCUUCAACGUGUUCUAUUACAUCAUGGCCGGAGCCGAUGCCAAUCUCAGGACAGAGUUGCAUUUUAACCACUUUGCUGAGAACAGUGUGUUCGGAAUCCUGCCCCAGUCCAAGCCUGAGGACAAGCAGAAGGCGUCUCAGCAGUUCGCCAAGCUGCAGGCGGCUCUGAAGGUCCUGGGCAUGUCGGGGGAGGAGCAGAAGGCCCUCUGGCUCAUCCUGGGGGCCAUCUACCACCUAGGAGCCGCCGGGGCCACAAAAGCCGGCCGCAGGCAGUUUGCCCGCCAUGAGUGGGCACAGAAGGCGGCGUACCUCCUGGGCUGCACGCUGGAGGAGCUCUCCUCCUCCAUCUUCAAACACCAGCCCAAGGGCGCCCUCCAGAGGUCAACCUCCUUCCGGCAGACCCUGGACGACGGCAGCUCGGCGGACGGCUCAGGGCCCAAGAUCACAGCUCUGGAGUGUCUGGAGGCCAUGGCUGCAGGGCUGUACUCGGAGCUCUUCACCCUGGUCAUCUCCCUACUCAACCGUGCUCUGAAGUCCAGUCAGCACUCUCUGUGCUCGCUGCUGAUCGUGGACACUCCGGGCUUCCAGAACCCGCGUCUGGCCCAGUGUGAGCGCGCCGCCACCUUCGAGGAGCUGUGCCACAACUACACCCAGGAGCGGCUGCAGACGCUCUUCCACGAGCGCACCUUCGUCCAGGAGCUGGAGAGAUACAAGGAGGAAAACAUAGACCUGGCGUUAGACGACUUGGACUCCAGCUCAUCUCUGUCUGUGGCCGCUGUAGACCAGGCCUCUACACAAGCACUGGUGCGGACCCUCUCCCGAUCUGAUGAAUCGCGGGGGUUGCUAUGGCUGAUGGAGGAGGAGGCGCUGUUGCCAGGGGGAUCGGAGGAGACUCUGCUGGAACGGCUCUUCGGCUACUACGGGCCGACCGAGAACGACAGCAAGGGCCACGCCCUGCUUCUGAAGAGCGAGAAGCCGAAUCACUUCCUGUUGGGGCACUGCAACGGGACGGACUGGGUGGAGUAUGACGCGCGGGGCUGGCUGAACCACGCCAAACAGAACCCCGCCUCCCUGAACGCAGCCAGCCUACUGCAGGAUUCCCAGAAGAAGAACAUCAGCAGCCUGUUCGCGGGGCGCACGGGCGGGGCCACGGUCCUGUCGGGCUCCAUCGCCGGGCUGGAGGGGGGGUCCCAGCUCACCCUGCGACGGGCCACCAGCAUGAGGAAGACCUUCACCACCGGGGUGGCUGCCGUGAAGAAGAAAUCCAACUGCAUCCAGAUCAAACUGCAAGUGGAUGCGCUGAUAGACACAGUGCGACGGUCCCGGGCCCAGUUUGUGCACUGCCUCCUGCCCAAAGCAGAGGGCCUGGGAGGGGAAGUUCGGGUGCUGGGGGGCCACUCCCCCCGCCCUGGAGACGGAGAGUCCCACGGUGGGGACUGCGACCCGGGCCUCAUGCAGCUGGACGUGUCCCUGCUCCGGGCCCAGCUCCGCGGCUCCAGGCUUCUGGACGCUCUCCGCAUCUACAGACAAGGUUAUCCCGAUCACCUGGUCUUCUCUGAGUUCCGCCGACGUUUCGACGUCCUGGCCCCGCACCUGACCAAGAAGCACGGCCGUGACUACGUAGUGACGGACGAGAAACGGGCUGUCGAGGAGCUGCUGGAGAGCCUGGACCUGGAGAAAAGCAACUACCACAUGGGCCUGAGCAGAGUGUUCUUCAGGGCGGGCAUCCUGGCCCGGCUGGAGGAGCAGAGGGACGAGCAGACCCGCUGCGACAUCACUCACUUCCAGGCGGCCUGCCGGGGGUACCUGGCCCGACAGUCCUUUAAGAAGAGGAAGAUCCAGGACCUGGCUAUCCGCUGUAUCCAGAAGAACAUACAGAAGAACCGGGGGGUGAAGGGCUGGCCCUGGUGGAAGCUCUUCACCAGCGUGAGGCCGCUCAUCCAGGUGCAGCUCACCGAGGAGCAGAUCCGCGGGAAAGACGAGGAGAUUCAGCAGCUGAAGGCCCGGCUGGAGAAGGUGGAGAAGGAGAGGAACGAGCUGAGGCUGAACAGCGACCGCCUGGAGAGCAGGAUCACGGACCUGUCGGCGGAGCUCGCGGACGAGCGGAACACGGGCGAGUCGGCGUCCCAGCUGCUGGAGUCGGAGACCUCAGAGAGGCUGCGUCUGGAGAAGGACAUGAGGGACCUGCAGGUGAAGUUCGAUGCAGUGAAGAAGCAGAUGGAGACGAUGGAGAUGGAGGUGAUGGAGGCCCGUCUCAUACGAGCAUCGGACCUGAAUGGGGAGCUGGAUGACGACGGGUCUGGGGGAGAAUGGCGGCUGAAGUACGAGCGGGCCGUGCGAGAGAUCGACUUCACCAAGAAGCGGCUGCAGCAGGAGUUUGACGACAAGCUGGAGGUGGAGCAGCAGAGCAAGAGACAGCUGGAGAGAAGGAUAGCGGACCUGCAGGCGGAUAACGAGGAGCUGCAGCGCGUGGUCCAGCAGAUGAAGAAGAAGUGCCAGAGGGUGACGGCCGAGCUGCAGGACACCAAGCUGCACCUGGAGGGCCAGCAGACCCGCAACCAUGAGCUGGAGAAGAAGCAGAGGAGGUUCGAUAUGGAGCAGACUCAGUCUCAGGAAGAGGUGGAGAGAGAGAAGAGCCUGAGGGAGAAGCUGGGAAUAGAGAAGGACAGGCUGACCGGAGAGGUGCUCAGCCUCAGGCAACAGCUGGAGGAUAAGGAUCUGGAGAUGUGUGCGCAGGGUCUGAAGGUGGAGCAGCUGGAGGCGGAGCUGCAGGACCUCUCCUCCCAGGAGUCCAAGGACGAGGCCUCGCUGGGCCGGCUCAAGAAGCAGCUGCGGGACCUGGAGGCCAAGGUCAAGGACCAGGAGGAGGAGCUGGACGAGCAGGCCGGCACCAUCCAGAUGCUGGAGCAGGCCAAGCUGCGGCUGGAGAUGGAGAUGGAGCGACUGCGCCAGACGCACGGCAAGGAGAUGGAGAGCAAGGAGGAGGAGCUGGAGGAGAUCCGGCAGUCCUGCAGCAAGAAGCUGAAACAGAUGGAGGUGCAGCUGGAGGAGGAGUAUGAUGACAAGCAGAAAGUUCUUCGGGAGAGAAGAGACCUGGAGUCCAAGCUGCUGGCUGCACAGGACCAGGUCUGCCUGCGGGACGUGGAGGGAGAGAAGCGUUUGAGGAAGGACCUGAAGCGCACCAAAGCCCUGCUGGCCGACGCCCAGAUCAUGCUGGACCACCUGAAGAACAACGCGCCCAGCAAGAGGGAGAUCGCCCAGCUGAAGAACCAGCUGGAGGAGUCUGAGUUUACCUGUGCAGCUGCGGUGAAGGCUCGCAGGUCCAUGGAGGUGGAGAUGGAGGACCUGCACGUGCAGAUGGACGACAUCUCCAAGACCAAGCUCGCUCUGGAGGAACAGCUGAGCCGGGUGCAGCGGGAGAAGAACGAUCUGCAGUCCCGCAUGGAGGAAGACCAGGAGGACCUGAACGAGAUGAUGAAGAAGCACAAGGCAGCCGUCACCCAGUCGUCCCAGCACCUGGCGCAGAUCAGCGACUUGCAGAGCCAGCUGGAGGAAGCCCUGAAGGGGAAGCAGGAAGUCCAGGAGAAGCUGCAGGGCCUACAGAGCCAGCUGGACUUCCAGGAGCAGUCCAUGGUGGAGAAGUCUCUGCUGAGCCGGCAGGAGGCCAAGAUCCGCGAGGUGGAGACCAAGCUGGAGUUUGAGAAGACGCAGAGUAAGCGUCUGGAGAACGUGGUGGCGAGGCUGAAGGAGAACCUGGAGAAGCUGAUGGAGGAGCGGGACCAGCGGGGGGCGGCGGAGAGCCGGGAGAAGGAGCAGAACAAGCGGCUCCAGCGGCAGAUCCGUGACAUCAAGGAGGAGACGGCCGAGCUCGCCAAGAAGGAGGCCGAGGCCAGCCGCAAGAAGCACGAGCUGGAAAUGGAUAUCGAGAGCUUGGAAGCUGGCAAUCAGAGCCUGCAGGCGGACCUCAAACUAGCUUUCAAGAGGAUCGGCGACCUCCAGGCCGCCAUUGAGGACGAGAUGGAGAGCGACGACAACGAGGACCUCAUCAACAGUUUACAAGACAUGGUGGCCAAGUAUCAGAAACGAAAGAACAAAACCGAGGGGGGGUCGGAGACGGACUCCGACGCCGACGGCAUGAAGUCCCGCCUCUCCAAAGGCAAGGGGUCCGCCAAGAACCUCUCAGACGACGGAAGCUUAAAGAGUUUCAGAUAUGCUGCAAACGCAGACGCCAAGGAAGGGAAAGAGUGGAAGGAGGCCCCUCCUUCAGUCGGAGACAGUACGGCCUGGACAGAUCCGACGAGGAAGAGGAAGAGGAGGAGAAGGAAGAAGGCGGCGCGGGCCUCAGUUCUUACCGCUCCAGAUACAGCCGCCGCGACUACCUGAGCGACAGCGACAGCGAGGGCAAGCCGUCCGACACGACGGCGUAGCGGCCAAACCCGUACCCCUGUACCCUCCCCUCCCCACCCCUCCCCUCCCUUCCCUUCCCUUUCACCCCCUCCCCUCCUUCUCUCCCCUUCCCUUAACCCCCUUCCC
Anguilla rostrata (American eel) is the source of this 6642-nucleotide messenger RNA. RefSeq names its product myosin XVIIIA b (gene myo18ab). Gene Ontology annotation, molecular function: ATP binding; cytoskeletal motor activity; actin filament binding. The transcript has 42 exons. Gene Ontology annotation, biological process: actomyosin structure organization. Bases 313 to 6492 code for a protein of 2059 amino acids. The record is from RefSeq and is a predicted model, not a curated record. Lineage: Eukaryota; Metazoa; Chordata; Actinopteri; Anguilliformes; Anguillidae. Gene Ontology annotation, cellular component: cytoplasm; myosin filament; myosin II complex.